AUGAAGGCUGUCAUCGCGGUUUUGCUGGGAGUGGCUACUCUGACAGUUGCUCAGACAGCUACUACCUCUGAGCCUGCUCUCGCCGACAUUCAGGCUGCCGAAACCACCAAGCCGGAGGUUACCGUCUCCGAUGUCAAGGGCCUGGCUUUUGAUCGUUUCUAUCAAGUCUGGCUGGAGAACAUUGACUAUUCCGAUGCCGCCUCAGAUGCCAACAUGCAGUGGCUCGCUUCUGAGGGUAUUCUCUUGACCAACUUCUAUGCUGUCACCCAUCCCUCCGAGCCCAACUACUGCGCUGCCGCUGGUGGUGACACGUUUGGAAUGGACAAUGACGACUUCAAUCAGAUUCCUGCCAACGUUUCUACCAUUGCUGAUCUGCUUGACACCAAGAGCAUCUCGUGGGCUGAAUACCAGGAGCACAUUCCCUAUGCUGGUUUCCAGGGCUACAACUAUUCCAACCAGGAAACUUACAGCAAUGACUACGUUCGGAAGCACAACCCGCUGGUGCUUUACGACUCUGUUGUGACCAACAACACUCGUGCACGUGCUAUCAAGAGCUUUGACGACUUUGAAAAUGAUCUCAGUGACAAGAAGCUUCCUCAGUGGGCCUUCAUCACUCCUAACAUGACCAACGAUGCCCAUGACACCAACAUCACUUUCGCUGCCAAGUGGGAGCGUUCUUGGGUGAGCAAACUGCUCACUGACGAGUAUUUCAUGAACAACACCCUCCUCCUCCUGACCUUCGAUGAGGACAAGACCUACACCAACGACAACCGUAUCUUCAGCAUUCUUGUUGGUGGCGCCAUUCCUCAAGAGCUCAAGGGUACCACGGACAAUACCUUCUACACCCACUAUUCGAGCAUUGCCAGUGUCUCCGCCAACUGGGGUCUUCCUUCUCUGGGUCGCUGGGAUUGCGGUGCCAACAUCUUCGAGAUUGUCACCAACAAGACCGGUUACGUCAACUACGAGGUCGACAAGACUUAUCUCACCCUUAACCAGACCUACCCUGGUCCUAUGUCAAUUGGGGACGACACCAUUGGCAACACCUCCACCUACACUCCCGUGUGGCCCAUUCCCAUCACUGACAGCAAUGAGAAGUGUUCUGCUGGUCACGGUAUCCUGGAUGCCGUCAAGCAAACCUACGGAAAACUGAACUCGACAUACGACACCAAGCCGUUCCCCUGGGAAGCCAAGACUCACUACAACGACAAGGUCACAUUCCAGCGGUCAAACGAGACCACGAACGCGACCGCCACGACUAACUCGACAGCGGCGAGCCCUACCCACACUGGCGCUGGAUUUGCUGCCACGGCUCCUAUCUCUACUGUCAUGCUCGGAGCCAUGCUGGCCAUCGCUGCCUUUUCCCUCUGA
Messenger RNA from Penicillium roqueforti, 1368 nucleotides. Its product is annotated as acid phosphatase PHOa. Lineage: Eukaryota; Fungi; Ascomycota; Eurotiomycetes; Eurotiales; Aspergillaceae. The record is from RefSeq and is a predicted model, not a curated record. Gene Ontology annotation, biological process: phospholipid catabolic process. Gene Ontology annotation, molecular function: hydrolase activity, acting on ester bonds. The coding region runs from base 1 to 1368 and encodes 455 amino acids. The transcript has 3 exons.